Messenger RNA from Bactrocera neohumeralis, 1074 nucleotides. RefSeq lists its product as uncharacterized. NCBI's taxonomy places the organism in Eukaryota, Metazoa, Arthropoda, Insecta, Diptera, Tephritidae. The record is from RefSeq and is a predicted model, not a curated record. The transcript is spliced from 6 exons. Bases 134 to 646 code for a protein of 170 amino acids.
UUCCAAUUUGUUCCUCCGCUGCAAGUGCAGAGAACGUAUAAUAUACAUAUAUUGUUUACUUUUGGGGAAGAAUUAUUAAAAACCUAAAUAGGAUUUAAUUAUUACUAUUAGUGGGCAAACAUUUUAAAGCGGAAUGGUUGUUUUGGAGUCCUGCUGGUCACCAAUCAUUUGGUCGAACUCUGUGAAAACCGGAAGUUAUGCCGUGGCAGUGUAUACAGCGGCGGUAUCAGUGGUUUUUAUCACAUUGAUCAGUUAUAUGUUAUCGGGUGGAGAAUCAGCUCAACUGUAUUCACCACUUUUUGAAACGGAUAUUAGGUAUUCGAUGCCAGUCUAUGGAGGAAUAUUCAUAUCCUACUUUAUUCUCCUCAUAAUCGCAUCAUAUUUUGUAUAUUAUGGAAUAAGAAUAAGCACGCGAGGUUGGCUACUACCCUGGCUAAUUUUAGUCGGCUUAGGUAUAUUGUUUCAGUUUUGUUGGGGUCUUUGGCUUAUUGGCGGCUACUAUAUUUAUCUCGAGCAAACGUUUUCCGCUCUUCUAAAUUUUUGCUGGAUGGCUUACAAUAUUUAUUGCUGGUUGUGCGUGUUCUCACAAUACCAAUUAUUUUUGGAGAUGCAAAAUCCCAAUAUCGUUCUCUUGGAGCCAUUUUAAGUGGUUGAUAGUCCACUUGCAGAUUAAAUUAAAAAAGCAAUAUUCGAAUGAAACUUAAGUUGUUAAGAUAUAGAGUUAUUUACAUAUCAAAUGUAAAACAUAUCGAACCUCCAUGUAAAUGAAAGCAUAUAUUUGUGCUUCUAUAUGACAAAAAAAGGAAAGAUUUAACAUUCCGUCCAUUUUUUAUACAUUUGUCGUAUAAAAAAUAUAUUUCUAAGAUAAAAAUACUAUAUACCCAAUAUAUUUUUCCCCGACAAAUUUGAAAAUUUUAAAUGAAUGAGAUGAUAUAAAUGCAUCAUAUUUCUUAUACAUUUUUUGCGAAGAUAUAUAAUAUAAUAUUUAAUAAAUGUGAAACUUCUCUUAAAACGAAAACUAUUUGAUAUACCUUAAAAUAUUUUAAUAAAUUUUUUUAAUAUUUUCAACUUUUA